AAACCACAAAGCUGCUCGGUCUUUAAAGGUGGCUUGUUCAUGAUUUAAUGACAUGCAGCUGGCAAAAAAGACAGUUAGUGUGGUCAGCGCUCCAGUUUGGUUUGAAUUUUGUUUCUAUCUAAGAAAAAAGUGGACAAGCAAGAACCCAGUGAUGAUGUAAAUAACAACAAAAGACUAAAAGCGACUGGAGAGUGUGGAUUACGCUCCUCGGAGGGUGGACGACUGUGGAGUAAACAUAUCCCAGCAGAGGAUGGAGAAAAACACCUGCUGAUAGGGAAUAAAUGUGGUGACAGCUGCGCUCUCUCAUCCGAAACCAACGCGCGCGACGCGUCGGGAUUCCCUUUGUCCCCACGUGUGGAUGAGCUGAGGAGAAGACGCGAGGUUUGUAUGUGAAGCUGCUGUGGUUGGACAGGACAGGAGGCACUCAAGAAAUGAUGAGGAAGAGCAGGAGUGUUCUCACAGUCUCUCCUAACAAUGACAGCAAAGAUCCUGCUGACUGCUGCCUUAGUGAGUCUUUCACCUCUCCAUCCUGCACGCUGGGUGUCGAUCUACGUCGAGGCCGACGCCGUUAUUCGGGAAACCUGCAGCUCCCCCCGUUGUCGUGGCGUCAGGGGGAAAGGUCACGUACUCCAGAUAGUGAGAUUAUGGCGAGGCCAACAUCCCUGCCAUUUGGAGCUCCUCCAAGGAUAGAUAUCACACCUGUGGAUCCAGAAUGCUUUGAUGUGGAGAAUGGCCCAUCUGCCAGCUGCAGCCCUCUGGACCCUCAGGCCUCCCCCGGCUCUGGUUUGGUCCUCCACACCAACUUCCCAGGACAUAACCAGCGCAGAGAGUCCUUCCUUUAUCGCUCUGACAGUGACUAUGAACUGUCCCCCAAGUCCAUGUCACGAAACUCCUCCAUCGCCUCUGAACUACAUGGUGAUGACCUGAUCGUGACUCCUUUUGCUCAGGUUUUGGCAAGCCUUCGCAGUGUAAGGAAUAACUUCACUGUACUGACCAACGUCCAGUGUGCCUCCAGCAAGAGGUCUCCUGCAGCAACAACACAGCCUCCAAUCACCAGAGUUUGUCUCCCAGAUGAGGCGUACCAGAAGCUGGCCAUGGAGACAAUGGAGGAGUUGGACUGGUGUCUGGAGCAGCUGGAGACGAUCCAGACCUACCGCUCUGUCAGCGACAUGGCCUCCAACAAGUUCAAGAGAAUGUUGAAUCGGGAGUUGACGCACCUAUCAGAGAUGAGUCGGUCUGGGAAUCAGGUUUCCGAAUUCAUCUCCAACACCUUCCUAGACAAACAGAAUGAAGUGGAGAUUCCAUCGCCAACAUCUAAGACGCGAGAGAAGAAGAAGCAGCAGAAGCAGCAGCUGAUGACACAGAUCAGUGGGGUCAAGAAGGUUUCUCAUGGACCCUCACUCUCUAGCAGCAGCAUCUCGCGCUUCGGAGUCAAGACCGAUAAGGAGGAGCUGUUGUCCAAAGAGCUGGAGGACCUGAACAAGUGGGGUCUGAACAUCUUCACUGUUUCAGAGUACUCCAACAACCGACCUCUCACCUGUAUCAUGUAUGCCAUUUUCCAGGAGCGAGACCUCUUAAAGACAUUUAAAAUUCCCGUGGAUACAUUUGUGGCCUAUAUGAUGACAUUAGAAGAUCACUACCAUUCAGAUGUGGCCUACCACAACAGUCUGCAUGCUGCUGACGUAGCCCAGUCCACACACAUCCUUCUCUCCACCCCGGCCUUGGACGCGGUCUUCACAGAUCUUGAGAUCCUAGCAGCCAUCUUUGCUGCAGCUAUCCAUGAUGUUGAUCAUCCUGGAGUAUCAAACCAGUUUCUAAUCAAUACCAAUUCUGAGCUGGCCCUUAUGUACAAUGAUGAGUCCGUGCUGGAGAACCAUCACUUGGCUGUGGGCUUCAAGCUGCUACAAGAAGACAACUGCGAUAUCUUCCAGAACCUCACAAAGAAGCAGCGACAGUCCCUGCGCAAGAUGGUCAUCGACAUGGUUUUAGCAACUGACAUGUCCAAACACAUGAGUCUGCUGGCUGACCUAAAGACCAUGGUAGAGACUAAGAAGGUGACAAGUUGAGUUCUGCUGCUAGACAAUUACACUGACAGGAUACAGGUGCUGCGCAACAUGGUGCACUGUGCUGAUCUGAGUAACCCAACCAAGUCCUUGGAGUUGUAUCGUCAGUGGACUGACCGGAUAAUGGAGGAGUUCUUCCACCAGGGAGACAGAGAGAGGGAGAGGGGGAUGGAGAUCAGCCCCAUGUGUGAUAAACACACAGCCUCUGUAGAGAAGAGCCAGGUGGGUUUUAUCGAUUACAUUGUGCACCCUCUGUGGGAGACCUGGGCUGAUCUGGUGCACCCUGAUGCCCAGGAUAUUCUGGACACAUUAGAAGAUAACAGGAACUGGUACCAGAGCAUGAUUCCCCAGAGUCCCUCCCCACCUUUCUAUGACCAGGGCACACAUGGACACAGUGGAGGCACAGGAGGACAGGGAGGGGGAGAAAAAUUUCAGUUUGACUUGACCCUGGAGGAGGAGGACUUGGAUGGAAUAGAGAGGGAUGGUGAAGGGGAGGAAGAAGAAUUGGAGGAAGACCUAGAAGAGGAGGAUAGUCUGGAGAUUCUCGAUCUCCCCCCCUCAGGCUAUUUGGACAGUCAAGCUCCUGAGGAUAGCCCCAUGAUUGAGCACACAACGGCUAUAGAGAUUGUGACACAUGAGGCGUCACCCACAGAUACAUAGGGCUUCCAUCACCAAGCUCACAUGGUGAUUGAAAGUUUUUGGAAAAGAGGAGGUAUCCUCUUGCAGCUGUGCUUUUAAAUAAGCCCACAGAAGCAAGGGCUUAGUUUUAGCCUGCAGAGGGGCGUCUUGCACUUGGGUGGUUGAAGCCAGACACGGAUGGACAGUUUCAGAGAGGCUUCAGAGUUCUCAGGAAUUAAUUACCCCGAACAUUUUAGUCUUGAUGAACAGGCGAGAGUGGACCUUGAAGGAUUUCAGCCAGUUUAGAAAAUGGUUUCUUUCCUUUCUAGACUGGCAUUACAUGGACACUGACACUACUGAGAGAAGUUUUGUACCUUAGUUUUUUUGUUUUUUUUUUCUUUACAGAUAUAUAAUGUAGACGUAGCAUAGAGUAAGCUCUACUGAUGGAUACACAUUUGUAUAGCAAGACGAAGUGUUUACUUUUUUUCUGUACCAUUUGUCAGAGGACUUUUGUGUGCCUUUUUUACUAUUGUCUUUAUAUAGUUUUUUAUUUAUUGAACACUUUAGUGUCUGUGAAAUGUUUUCUUUCCUUAACAAAAAGAGCAAAAUCUUUUUUGUAUGUUAAAAAGAUAUCAGUCUUCCAUAUAUUGGGCAAUAGAGAAAUCCAAACAAACGUCGACAAACAACUCUUAGACAAACUCAUCCACAGUAAAUGGGAAACUUCCACUUGCAUUACUCAAAUUUGUCUAUCUAAGCACAAGUUUCUUUUUUUCCUAACAUGUCAAAUUCAGAAAUUCACAUCCAGUUAUUGCUUUCUUUUUAGAUGUCGGUCAAUGAAUGUCAUGCCUAAAUAUAUCAUGUCUAUUUACAUAUUUCAAAUUCAGAUAUUUCAUAUUUCAAAUUUUGUUGUUUUUGGGCUGCAAACCAUUUGGCUUUCUGACUGUUUCACACCAAAACUUGAGUUUUAAUGUAACAGGUUCAGUAAAGAGACAAAAGCCUACAUUUUUCUUUUAACUUCACUGUCAAAUAUUUUGACCAAUGAUAUAAUACUAUGGGGACAUUUGAGAAACGUGUUUUUGUCUUCUGAUAGUUAAGAAAUAAUUAAGAAACCAAGUCUGCCAAGGAUGAAAUGCACAGCAGCAGCGAGUCCAUUUUUAGCCCACAGGUAUGCUACAGUCCUAAUAAUCUUGUUAGCUGAAACAGGUUUUGACCUCAAACCAGUCUGAUGCAAUGCCCCCCCCCCCCCCCCCCCCCCCGUUUCUACAAUCAGGCCCAGACCAGAUGAUUAAAGGUGCUCUAGAGCUGCCUGUCUGAUAGGCGCUCUCAAAACCUCAUCAAUGCAGGUUUUCAAACUCGAAGCCCUCGUGGCCCCAACAACAUGACCCCUAAACAAUUAGGCUGAACAUUUUUUUCCCUUCAUGAUAAAAAUCCCUCAAGUGCUGCUUCUGCUCACUGACGUCAAUUGAAUUUUUCCCUUCCCACUGCUGUAUCAGGUUUCCAGGACAGUCAGGUUAUGAGUUUUCUUUGCAGUAGCAGAAUUGCUAGAUUCAGCAUAGCAGACAGCCCGAGAAAGGAGAAAAGAAAAGAGAAACAUGUAAGUGUUCUAGUUUUAACCUCAUAGUUAUAGUCCCCUUCCUCCCACACACAAAUAUGUUAGGGAGGAUCAUUUGAAAAUGGUUUGCAGGCCUCAGAUUUCUCAUGUAGGUUUACUCAUACACAAAAGGUACUUCAUUUAAUUUCUCUAAAACAUGAUCAAGUGGCAAUCACCUGUGUGCAGUAUGUAUGUUUUGUAUUGAGGUGUGAGUCUGUGUGCGUCUCAAUCAGGCCUUACCCCAUCACUUCACACCUUUGUCUUUGCUGUUUGUUGCUAGGAGCUCAAGUUGGUCCUUUUUGCUGUUUAUAACAGUGUGUAUUUAUUCUAUACUUUAAGCUUGUAAAUAAGAAAUACUGGUUCAGUGUAAAAUCUAUUUUAAUUUAUAUGCACUUGCAUUACCUGGAAGUGGUGGUGUCUAAUGUGUAGAAGACUCUGGAUCGGAGUCUUUUAUUUUAUAAAUGUAUUAUAUAUUGUUUUUAUAUAAAUAUAUAUAUACACACACAUAUAUAUAUAUAUAUAUAUAUAUAUAUAUAUAUAUAUAUAUGUAAGUAUAUAUUCGCACAACAUUUUGAGUGCCCAGCAGAGCAGCAGCUAGAAAUGAGUUGUCAUAUGAAAACCUUGCAACCCCAUAACAAAAUUAUUUUUACAUUAAAGCAUAAAUAUUUAAAUUUAACAGAAAAAUAAAAACUGAAUUUUUAGUAUGAUGCAUGGAAAUUAAACCAGAAUGUCACCUUUUUUCCCCACUCUCCCUCUGACUUUCAGCUUCAAAACUUAACAGAGGGCUUUAAUUUUUCCUUUUUCAGUUUUCUCCUACAUAAAAGCAGUUUUCAUCCAACCACCUUUUUGCUACAAGGUUUUCAUUUGACAUCAGUGAUUUGGUAACCCAACGGCGACAUUGGACAAAUUAAACUGCAAAGGCUUGGAUACAGGAUACAGACGAGUUAGCUAUGGAUCAUUGAAGCUUAUUCAGUGCUUAUUUUCCAAGUAAACAAAUAGCCUACAGUUUUUCCCAGUGGCAAGUCUUAAUCUAAGCUUCUCCAUCCAGCAUUUGAAUAAAGAUUGCUGAUAUACGAGGCCAGAUACAACUUUGACAAACACCAACUGAUUGUCUCCUUUUCCACUUUAUGCACUUCAUGUAAAAGUAGGGGACGGUAUUGUUAGCAUGCUACAAUAUGCCCAAGCACUGACGUGAGUUGUUCAGUCAACAACAAAACAUGAUCUCAUGUUACUGAUUGUGCUAAUGUGUGAACUCUUCUGACCAAACUUGUUAGCAGUUUUGAAAUUCAGAUUUGUCAGUAUUAAAAUUAUGUUCAAGCUUUUUUUUUUUUUUUGGUCCUAGUUGUGUCCAAUUGGUGAGCCAGAUAUAGCACUAUCUGCAUGAAAGACAUUUUUUUUUUCCAUUUUCUCUCUUUUUUUUAAGUUGUCCACCACUUGUUGCAGGUGGGUUAUUAAAUGUUUCACACAAUGUAUGGUAUUAUAUUGUAUAUUGUGUUAAAAAAUAAAUCUGAAUACUUUUUCUAUGAAGUGAUUAAAAGCAAAGCAUGAAUAUA
Molecule: messenger RNA, 5825 nt
Organism: Melanotaenia boesemani (Boeseman's rainbowfish)
Lineage: Eukaryota; Metazoa; Chordata; Actinopteri; Atheriniformes; Melanotaeniidae
Gene: pde4ba
Product: phosphodiesterase 4B, cAMP-specific a
Biological process (GO): signal transduction
Cellular component (GO): perinuclear region of cytoplasm; cytosol; nucleus
Molecular function (GO): 3',5'-cyclic-AMP phosphodiesterase activity; transmembrane transporter binding
Source: RefSeq, a predicted model, not a curated record